GAAUGCGUGAGAAAAUGCACCUCCUUCCUCCACAUCAUCUUCUGAUCGCUCGUUUCACUGCCUCUUACCACUACCACCGUCAUGUCUGAAAAACUACGAGAAUUCAUCGAAAUACCUCAGCAAUUUGCUCGUGACGGGAACCAGUUCCUUACACGUUGCACAAAACCUUCGUCGAAAGAAUUCGUUCAAAUUUGUCGUGCUGUUGCCGUUGGCUUUGCCGUCAUGGGAUUUAUCGGGUACUUUGUCAAGCUCAUUCAUAUCCCAAUCAACAAUAUCCUUGUCGGAGGUGCUUAAUUCUCGGACUCUAUCACGGUUUCUUCAUCUGUAUCAGACUUUCGAAUGAAGGACGGAUUGUGUGGUCGGGAUACUUGAUGAUAUCGAACAUCCUCCUUGCGUCUCAGAUUUCAUAUACCAGCAUAAGAUUAUACGCUUUCUAGCGGCAACACUGGUUCAGAAGAAGUACAAGUAGGACUGUGAGUCUGUGUAAGGCGAAGAUUACUAGAUCCAUAGCUCAAAAGAUUUUGGGAAGAAGUGUUCACUGGCGGUUGUGGUCUCCAG
This is a messenger RNA of Desarmillaria tabescens, 558 nucleotides long. RefSeq lists its product as uncharacterized. Gene Ontology annotation, molecular function: transmembrane protein transporter activity. Gene Ontology annotation, biological process: protein targeting; post-translational protein targeting to membrane, translocation. The coding region runs from base 82 to 294 and encodes 70 amino acids. NCBI's taxonomy places the organism in Eukaryota, Fungi, Basidiomycota, Agaricomycetes, Agaricales, Physalacriaceae. The record is from RefSeq and is a predicted model, not a curated record. The transcript is spliced from 5 exons. Gene Ontology annotation, cellular component: Ssh1 translocon complex; membrane.